AUGGAUCAAUCUUCAGCACAAGAUGAAAAUAGCAAAAUGGAUGCAACACCCUUGCCAGUCAGUCUAAAUCCUGAGGUAAUAGAAUCGAGGAAUUUGGCGCCUGAAAUUGACUUGCCUCAAAUUUUUCAAAAGAUUGUCCAGGAUAGAGGGAAUUUUAGAGAUUUGGAUGAAAAUGAAUUAGAAAAGCAAUUAGAGGACGAGCAAGAUUUUACGAAGACAUUUCCUGGUAAACAAGAUCCUUACUAUGGUUUUACCAUUCUUCCAACCCAGCAAGAAGCCAAUGACGUUUCUCCGGGCUCUACGAAUGUUCAUGAUCACAAAAAAGAACUUAUAGAUCACAUUUUGAUUGCUCAAAAUGAGUGCUCGCUAGCGCUUGAUAUGACUUCUUUACUUCUUUCGAAGUAUAAGCAAUCUAGUUCGGAUACAAUUUCGCCUUUUCUGAAAUCUACUGUUCCUCCUGGAUCACUAGGAUUGGAGCGAUGCCAUCCUCCUGAAGUAAAAGAGUCCGAUAAUGUUCUAGCUAUGUGCUGGAAAAGAAAGUCCUUACAUUCUUCAAAGAGUCUUCUUGCUGAUGCCAAGGAAAGAUUAUCCAAAGUUGUGGAUUCCGAGCGUGAGUACUUUCAGAUGUUGUCCAACGUUAGGGAUUCAUCGUGGCCUCUUGUACUGAGCAACAAGAGAGGUAAUUAUGAUGUUUCGAUACAAUAUAGUGCCAUAGGUGGAACAUCUUUAGGUCUCGGAUUAAUCAGGAAGGAUCAAGCAAAGCAAAGCUAUAACUUUGAGACUGGACUUGCACAUGAAAAAGCGAACUUGCGUGUUGAUUUAGUAUCAAGUAGCGGAAAGGUUAUUGCAUCUUCAAAAUGGAAUUGGAAUUGGGGAAUACAAGAAGAAGACCCAUUGUUGGUGAAAAUACAAAGUGCUCAACGAGUACUGCUAGAAAUGGAUGUUUGGAGCGCACUGCUACAGGAAGCACAAAUUUGUGAAAAUCAAGGCGUGGUGUUUACUGGGGAUACUAUUUUUCUAUCCUGCAAUUCGGAAUUUUCAUUGCGAAUUUCCCUUGAUACCGGUGCAGAAGACAUUAGACAGAGUUCGGAAGACGAUUCAGAUCAAGAACAAGGAGAGGAAUAUGAUGAAGAAACUAGAAGAUUUUUACAAAAAUGCUGUAAUGCUGCCAACGCGAUUACACAGAUUUUAUUCUUACAGUAUUGCCGAAAUCCUACCAGAAAAUUACAGCAAGCGGAAUUGGCAAUGGUUAUCGACCCUUCGGCUCCUCAAAUAAUUCGUCCUCUCAUAUUCUACUACGCGAUUCACGAGGAAGCCCGUCAGUUUCAAAAGUGGUUACAAAAUGAGGGCAUAAAAUUCGAGUAUUUACCCUCUUACCCUUGGGAAACAGCGAGAGACUUUACAACGUUUGAAUCUUCUUUACUGACAAAUCGCAUCAACUUGCAGUGGUACCUUGAUCUUGGUUUUUCUUUAAGCGCUAAUAUUCAGCAUAACCCGACUAUGCAUGGAACCGAAAAAACCGUAUGGAAGUACAAAGAUGCCUAUAACUAUUACAAAUUCUCUUCCGUAAAAAAUUUAUGUCAAUACAUUGAGCAUGCACGGAAACAAAGGGAAGAAAUGGCUUCGAAAACUAAUGAAGAAUAA
Schizosaccharomyces osmophilus is the source of this 1644-nucleotide messenger RNA. It is a transcript of the gene srb4, whose product is annotated as mediator complex subunit Med17. Gene Ontology annotation, cellular component: core mediator complex; mediator complex. The transcript has 3 exons. The coding region runs from base 1 to 1644 and encodes 547 amino acids. Lineage: Eukaryota; Fungi; Ascomycota; Schizosaccharomycetes; Schizosaccharomycetales; Schizosaccharomycetaceae. Gene Ontology annotation, biological process: regulation of transcription by RNA polymerase II. Gene Ontology annotation, molecular function: transcription coregulator activity. The record is from RefSeq and is a predicted model, not a curated record.